Messenger RNA from Peromyscus leucopus (white-footed mouse), 6946 nucleotides. Its product is annotated as KIAA1549 ortholog. The record is from RefSeq and is a predicted model, not a curated record. The transcript has 20 exons. Lineage: Eukaryota; Metazoa; Chordata; Mammalia; Rodentia; Cricetidae. The annotation marks the transcript as partial.
GGACCCGCCGCGCCCUCCGCCGGGCUGCCCGCAGGCAGGCGCCGGGCCGGCCGGAGGUGGUGCUCGCCUCCCGCGCGGGGCCGUGCGUUGCCCGGCAGCGGCUGCGAGGCUCGGGAGGGGGCGGAGCGGCGCGGCCGGCGUGCAGCGGCCCCAGUCCGCGGAUCCGGCCCGGCCCGCCCCCGCCUCGCCGGCCUCGCUGCGCGCCGGUGCGCGGCUCCCAGUCCUCGCCGCAGCGGCCGCCCGCGUCCCGGGCCCGAGCGCGCCCACGCCGCGAGGCCGGUGUGCCGGGAGCCGACGCGUGGCCAUGGAGCGGGAGCCCCGCGCCAAGGUUGCGCUGGUGCCGGGCGGAGCGGCCGCGGGCCUUCCUCCCGCCACCGCCGCCCGGGGCUGCUGCUCCCCGGCCUCUGGCUGCUGCUGCUCGCCCGGCCGGCCUCGUGCGCCCCAGAUGAACUCUCCCUGGAACAGCACAACCCUUCUUUACGUCCCGAGGAGUUCCUGCCGGAGACGAGCAUCAUGCCCAGCGCUACACGUGUGGCCUUAUCAGAGACUGCUCCAGGGGCCCAGCCAGGCCUCUCUGUCCUGGUCCUCUCCUCUCCAUCUGCCACUACUUUUGAUACAGCCUUUUUAAGCCACAGACAUCAGACUCAAAGUACAGCAGAGCCCAGCAUCUUUGCGGCACCGUAUGGAUCUGUGACGAGUAACGAGGUGGCCGUUGAUGACGAUGAGAUGGAUAACUUCUUGCCAGAUGUUCACUGGACCUCUUCAGGGGUGGCUUCCCCAAUGCGGUCUAUCUCACCGAACUCACGAGAGCCGCCUCAGGAAAUGCCGGAGCCUGGGAUGACUCCAUCGCUACCCACCAUUUCUCUGCAGGAUGAAGCGCUGUCUGGAUGUCAGAACACGGCACAACAGGCAACCGUGCACGUGGAGUCCUCCGGCGAUUUCAGCACUUCUUGGUCAGCUUUUCUCACAUCUGAGGGCAUCAUUCCAACUCCUAGUAGGAGUUUGGUGCUUCAUCCUACUGAAAUUCACAGCCAGUUAUCAAGCAAGGCUUUGCCAGAGACGGUAGCUUCUGUGACAGAGGGCGCGGAAAACCUCCUUUUCAGCUCCUGGAUCUCCGUGCCCCAGCCAGUGGGCGAUGGCGUGACUCAGCAGCCAUCUGUUCCCCUGUGGGAGGUCUCACAGCCUCUAAUGGGUGUCCUGGCCACAAGCACAGACAGAAAUCCUAAUGGGACCGCCGCGUGGAGUGAACGCCGGGAAGAAGCCGUCUCUCCAAGAGCACUGCCUACUGCAACCACGUCACCCACAGACCCCGUUUUCACCAGCCCGCUCUCUGCUGCAUCUUCAACCCCGCCUUCAUCUGUGUCUUUUGCUGCCCAACCAGCCGGCAUUUCAGAUAACCCCUUCUUCCUCUCUAGCGAGGCCGGGGAAACGUUCGAAUCACCACCACACAGCUCCACAGUCCCCAGUUUUGCUGACCAUCCUCAUGCCCUGAACCCUGAGGCCUCCCUGAGACCACACACAUGGUGUGUGUCCUGUGUUUUCUCAUCACCUCAGCAGGUUUUGGCCAGGAGCCUCACAGAGAAGGAGAUGGGAUCAGGGGACGGGCGUGAAGCUCUGUCUACGGCCUCAGGAGAAGCAAGCCGUCUCUCGCCAUCAAGCAGCGUGGGCACAGACCUCUCUGAACUUGAAGAUCUUCGAGAAUUUAAUACUCUUUUCCCUUCCAGACCCGUCGUCUCCCUUUCUUCCAGAUCUGUGGGGUUGUGGGAAGUCAGCCUGGACAUGUCACCUGAGGUGGAUAUGAGCGGCAUGACCACCACGCAGGUGUACCCUGCCCAUGGCCACCUCUCCACACCAAGCUCACCUGAUUCCACCUUUGGCUUCUCUGUCACCAGUGAUCUAGUGAUGCCAUCCAGUGUGACCUAUUUGUUGUCCUCAGUCAUCCCUAGCGUCCAUUUUGAGUCACCUCUCUCUUUGACAGCAAAUCAAACCACGCCAUCCCUUCCAGCUGGAAACCCAAGCUUUCUCACCUCUUAUGGUUCGGCCUCCUCGGUAGAGUCUCAAGUUGUUGCUGACCCAGAGCCUACCAGCCUUUUGCAGCUCGAGUCUGGGAGUCUUUUGGAUUCCACAUCCAGCCUUUUCUCCACUCCGCCCCUGGACUUCAGCACUCCGGCCCCUUCACGGUCAGAUCUUCUUGCUUACCCAUCUUUGACGUCCACCGAUCCAUCAGCUUCCCUUCCUCAGCCUCCUCCCACCAUGGCUGAGACAUUUCCAUUGUCCAGCUCUCUCAAUUUGCAGUCACCUCAGCUUUUUGUUCUUAAGCCCACAAGUCUAGAGCCAUCUCAGCCUUGGUCAAGUCCAGACCUCCUUGUGAAGACAGUCACUCUUCUUCCCAGUCACUCCGAAAUGCCCCCACUGUCAAGCUCCCCCUCUGAUCCUCUCAAGUUCGCCGAAGCAUGGAGAGUUUCCCUGAUAGAGUCUGGUGUUCAUCUUACCUCAGUUUUCUCUGAAGCCACCUCUGUCUUUGAAUUGUCACUCAUUCCCCCUGGGUCCUCAGGAAGCACACUGGUGCCCUCCGGCUCCGAGACCACCCUUGGCAUCUCACCUGCUGGGACUCACUUCUCAUCACUGCCAGCUGUUUUCCAUUUGACACCCAUUUUAACCGGGUCAUCUCCAUUCUCGACUCUGACCCCUUCCGAUGGCAGUGUGAGUGUGACAGACCAUUCCACACCUGUCUCACCCAUAUCCACCAGUGCCAUUCCGACCAGCACAGAGUCGAUCUCUGACUUGUACCUGUCAGCCUCCCCAUCACUUGCUUCCGAAGUAAGCCCUUCACCUAUGCCCACAAAGCCAGUCAUGGGCUCAUCAUUGACACCCACAGGUUCACCACCCACUACCUCCCCAGAACCAAGUCCAUCCCCGGAACCAAGCAUGCCCAAUACCAGCACUGCCCCUGGUGAUACCGUGGACUCUGCUCUGAACAGCGAGCCUAUGAGUCAGAGCCCUCAGGGGAACAGUGUACCCCCUCCCCAGCCCUCCCUCGGUCCUGUGACCGCCUCCACGCUCGAAGCCACAGUUGGUACACCAGCACUGGCCACAGCCAAGCCGCCAUAUGUGUGUGAUAUUACAGUUCCCGAUGCCUAUUUGAUCACAACUGUGCUGGCCAGGCGAGCUGUGCAGGAGUACAUCAUUACGUCAAUCAAAGAAGUGUUGAGGAUUCACUUCAACCGUGCGGUGGAGCUGAAGGUUUAUGAACUGUUCACAGACUUCACUUUUCUGGUAACAUCCGGUCCUUUUAUUUAUACGGCAAUAUCGGUCAUCAAUGUCCUCGUCAGUAGUAAACUCGUGCGGGACCAGACUCCUUUAAUCUUGUCUGUGAAGCCAUCCUUCCUCGUGCCAGAGCCCAGGUUUCAAGUUCAAACAGUCCUUCAGUUCGUGCCUCCAAGUGUGGAUACUGGCUUCUGCAACUUCACCCAGAGUGUGGAGAAAGGCCUGAUGACUGCUCUCUUUGAAGUGCGGAAACACCAGGGGGCAUAUAACCUCACAGUGCAGAUUGUGAAUGUCACUGUUGGCUCCUCACGGGUGGCUCCUCGCAGGGGCCCAGUGAAUAUCAUCUUUGCUGUUAAAGGCAUGCAGGGCUUCCUGAAUGGGUCAGAGGUGAGCGAUCUGCUCCGGAACCUGACGGUGGUGGAGUUCAGCUUUUACCUGGGGUACCCAGUGCUGCAGAUCGCAGAACCCUUCCAGUACCCACAGCUCAACCUGUCUCAGUUGCUGAAGUCCUCUUGGGUCAGAACAGUCCUCCUGGGCGUCGUGGAGAAGCAGCUCCAUAACGAAGUGUUUCCGGCGGAGAUGGAGCGCAAACUGGCCCAGCUGCUCAGUGAGGUGCCCACCAGGCGAAGAGUGUGGCGGAGGGCCACCGUGGCCUCCGGGAACAGUGUGGUGCAGGUAGUGAAUGUGUCCAGGCUGGAGGGAGACGACAAUCCCGUGCAGCUCAUCUACUUUGUGGAGAAUCAAGAUGGAGAGAGACUCACUGCAGCCGAGUCUUCAGAUCUGAUCAACAAGGUAGACCUUCAGAGAGCGGCCAUCAUCUUAGGCUACCGGAUUCAAGGUGCCAUUGCCCAGCCUGUGGACAGAGUGAAGAGGCCGUCCCCGGAGUCACAGAGCAGCAACCUGUGGGUCGUGGUUGGCGUGGUCAUCCCCGUGCUGGUGGUCACUGUGAUUGUCGUCAUCCUCUAUUGGAAGCUGUGCCGCACAGACAAGCUGGAUUUCCAGCCUGACACGGUGGCCAACAUACAGCAGCGGCAGAAGCUGCAGAUCCCCAGUGUGAAAGGCUUUGAUUUUGCUAAGCAGCACCUGGGUCAGCACAAUAAAGAUGACAUACUGAUUAUCCAUGAGCCUGCACCACUGCCUGGACCUGUGAAGGACCACGCCACACCCUCUGAAAAUGGAGAUGUGCCCAGCCCCAAGUCAAAGAUCCCUUCCAAGAACAUCCGCCACAGGGGAAGAGUUUCUCCCUCAGAUGCAGACUCUACCGUCAGCGAGGAGUCCAGCGAGAGGGACGCCGGGGAGAAGCCGCCGGCCACUGCGCAGGAGAGCAAGGCCCACAGAGCUCCGCAGAGUGGUGCCCCUCUGCCCACUUCAGGCAACGAGCAGCAUUCCUCAGCCUCCAUCUUCGAGCAUGUUGACCGCAUUUCCCGCACCUCAGAGGCCAGCCGGAGGGUCCCCAGUAAGAUCCAGCUCAUCGCCAUGCAGCCCAUCCCAGGACCUCCUGUGCAGCACCCCGUCCUGGCCGACCGAGUGGCAGAAACCAACAAAAUCAACAAGGAGAUCCAGUCUGCGCUGCGCCACAAGUCCGAGAUCGAGCACCACCGUAACAAGAUCCGCCUGCGUGCCAAACGCCGAGGCCACUACGAGUUCCCCGUGGUGGAUGACCUGUCUUCGGGAGACACCAAGGAGCGACACCGCGUGUACCGCAGGGCACAGAUGCAGAUCGACAAGAUCCUGGACCCCGCAGCCAGUGUGCCCUCCGUGUUCAUAGAGCCCAGGAAGAGCUCACGGAUAAAACGUUCUCCUAAGCCACGCCGGAAACACCAGGUCAAUGGCUGUCCCGCUGAUGCCGAGAAGGACAGACUCAUCACCACAGACAGUGAUGGCACAUACAAGCGGCCCCCGGGUGUGCACAACUCGGCCUAUAUUGGAUGCCCAUCUGAUCCUGACCUUCCGGCUGAGGUGCAGACGCCGUCCUCGGCUGAGCUGAGCAGGUAUCCGGGCUUGCCCUUCUCAGCCUCUCAGUACAUCCCCCCCCAGCCGUCCAUCGAGGAGGCGCGCCAGACCAUGCACUCCCUCCUGGAUGACGCCUUCGCCCUCGUGGCCCCCAGCAGCCAGCCUCCCAGUGCCCCGGGAGCAGGUCCCGGGGUGCCGGCCAGCCUGCCUGUGAAUAGUACCCCUUCCAGGGAAGAAAGGCGAGCCACGCAGUGGGGGUCUUUCUACAGUCCAGCCCAGUCGGCCAACAACCCCUGCAGCAGAUACGAAGACUAUGGGAUGACGCCCCCAUCAGGCCCGUUACCAAGACCUAGCUUCGGCCCAGGGUUGCUGCCAUCUUCAGAGUUGGUCCCCCCUGAACCCCCACAGCCACAGUCAUCAGCUGAAGCUCCAUUUGCUGCCCGAGGGCUCUACCCUGAGGAGAUGCCGUCGGUCGCCCGUCCUCGGCCUGUUGGGGGCACCACAGGCUCCCAGAUCCAGCACCUGACGCAGGUGGGAAUCGCAAGCCGAAUCGGGGCCCAGCCGGUGGAAAUCCCUCCCGGCAGAGGCGGCCAGUACGGGGGACCAGGCUGGCCUGUGUACGGGGAGGAGGAGGCCGGGCGAAGAGAAGCCGUGCCAAGGACUUCGGGCAGGGAGCCCUCAGCUCCUCCCGGGAACCUCACCCACCGAGGGCUGCAGGGCCCUGGGCUGGGUUACCCCACCAGCUCCACAGAGGACCUCCAACCCGGCCACUCCUCCGCCUCCCUCAUCAAAGCGAUCCGAGAGGAGCUCCUGCGACUCUCCCAGAAACAGGGCUCAGUACAGAACUUCCACAGCUGAUCAGCACCCCCUUGCAGGUUUGCCAAGUAUCUGCUUCCUGUGGAAGCAAGACCAAAAGGAAAUCAACUGAGUGGGUGUUUGUAAGAGUCGGAAGCAGCAUCUGCGGGCAAGCCGCCCGAGGAAGGGAACAAGUUGCAAUUUUAGAAGAUGCCAUAAAGUCGCACGGACAACUCAUGGUUCAUCCGCUGGGUUGGCAAUUUGGUGGCCACUUGGGUUCAGUCAAAAUGUGUGUACUUUGGGCCAAAAGCCAGCACUUCACACACACACACACACACACACACACACACACACACACACACACACACAAGAAAAACCAAAACUCAGUCCUAAGCUAACAAAAAAUGUUAAGUUAGUCUCCUCUUUCAGAGGCAAAAUAUUAAAACCUACAGGUGGUUAGGGAUGGAGGAGGCAGCGUUUCCAUGGGAGUCUGACCGGCUCGUACAGCACACCCGCUGCUCUGUUUCCUGAGAAGAGAGAUUGCAAGACAUUUUAGUACCAGCUUGGUCCCUCUUUUCCUCCAUAGGAACUUAUUUUAAUAGUAAUAUUAACAACAAGACAUGCUGAGACUGUUUGGUAAUCUAAAAGAAGCUACCAGUGAGAAACGCAAUGGUAGGUUGUGGAGCCUGGUGAUUCCAAACGAAGCCAUCGCCUGCGUCCCUUCUCCUUCUUGUGGUGCUAAGCUCCGAGGGCCCUUCACCUUCCCGUCUGCCAGGCACAGCUGUGGCUUUUGCAGGACAAGAGUAUGUUGGCGGUUUCGUUGUGUUCUGGGGAUGGGGGAAGAAAAGGAAAAAAGAACUCCCGCAUUGGGGAGGGGGAAGCUUAAUAUUUAUUUGGUUAUUCAAAAUACAUACCAGAGUUUAGACUUCCA